GGACCAAUGAGAAGAGGCUGACGUGUCCGCGCGAGCAACGACAAGACCAGGGGACGGGUGGGCGCGAGGUCAGAGGGUAGAGCUGAACGAAGAUGGCGCCUGUCUCGGAGAGGCUGCGGUGGUUGUUUCUAGCAUGGAUUAUAUCCAUGUGCAUCACGACCACACAGUGUGUGGACAGAAGCAACUUCAAGACCUGCAACCAGAGUGCGUUCUGCAAACGCCAGAGGAGCGUGACUCCGGGAAACUCUCCCUACAGAGCUCUGCUCGACACCCUGGAGCUGAAUGAAAACAGCAUGAAACUGCAGCUCCUGAACAAGGUGAAUAAGGUUCCUCUGCUCCUCGAGGUGUCCGGGCUGGAGGGGAACAUGGUCCGGCUCCGAAUCAACGAGCUCAAACCGCUGAAGCCCCGAUAUGAGGUUCCGGACGUCCUCGUCAAAGAGCCGCGCACCGUCCCCCUGGCGGUGGUGUCCCGGGACGAGGGCAGUGUGGAGGUGUCUCUCAGCAGCCCGGAUCACCGGCUGGUCCUGACAGCCGAGCCCUUCCGUCUGGACGUGCUGGCGGGGAGGGAGCUGAUCCUGAGCGUCAACUCCCGCGGGCUGCUGGUCUUCGAGCAUCUGAGGCAACGCAAGGACACUUUCACGGCUAAAGUUAGUAGCGCAGUGGGUAGCAUGUGGGACACAAUCAGGAACGUGUUCUCUAGCGCGAGCAAAAAAGAAGAGUCCUCGGAAGAGGGAGAGGAGAAGGCAGACGAUACCGACCCCACAGCAGAGCAAACGGACGACAACAAGGCAGAGGAUGGAGAGGCUGAGAAAGUGAAGGAGGAGGAGGAGAAUGAAGAAGGGAUGUGGGAGGAGACAUUCAAGACGCACACGGACAGCAAGCCCAACGGUCCCACCUCCAUCAGUCUGGAUUUCUCGCUGCCUGGAGUUGAGAACGUCUACGGGAUCCCCGAACAUGCAGACUCCCUCAAACUCAAGACCACAGACAGCGGGGAUCCGUACCGACUCUUCAAUCUGGAUGUGUUUCAGUAUGAGCUCCACAACCCCAUGGCUCUGUAUGGGGCCGUGCCUCUCCUGCUGGCCCACAGCCCUCGCCGCACCCUGGGCAUCUUCUGGCUGAACGCAGCCGAGACCUGGGUGGAUAUCAGCUCCAAUACAGCUGGCAAGACGGUGCUGGGUAAGGUGCUGGAUUACGUGCAGGGCUCCAGCGAGGAGCCGCAGACAGACGUGCGCUGGAUCUCGGAGAGCGGGAUCAUCGACGCCUUCAUUCUGCUGGGACCCAGACCCACCGACAUCUUCCACCAGUACGCCUCCCUCACAGGCACGCAGGCGUUCCCGCCCCUCUUCUCUCUGGCCUAUCACCAGUGCCGCUGGAACUACAACGACGAGGAGGACGUCCGCUCGGUGGACUCCGGGUUCGACCUGCACGACAUCCCCUGCGACGUGAUCUGGCUGGACAUCGAGCACACAGACGGCAAGCGAUACUUCACCUGGGACCCCAACAAGUUCCCCUCGCCCCGGGACAUGCUGCAGGGGCUGCAGGCCAAGAAACGCAAGAUGGUCACUAUCGUGGACCCCCACAUCAAGGUGGACAGCGACUACAAAAUCCACAAGGAAGUCCGCUCCCACGGCUACUACACCAAGACCAAAGACGGCAGCGACUACGAGGGCUGGUGCUGGCCAGGGACCGCAGGGUACCCCGACUUCACGGACCCCGAGAUGCGCUCCUGGUGGGCCAGCAUGUUCUCCUACGAUCAGUACGAGGGCUCGACGGAGAACCUCUACAUCUGGAACGACAUGAACGAACCGUCCGUGUUCAACGGGCCGGAGGUGACCAUGCACAAAGACGCCGUGCACAAGGGGGGCUGGGAGAACCGAGACCUGCACAACCUCUACGGCUUCUACGUGCAAAUGGCCACCGCGGAAGGGCAGGUUCAUCGGUCUGGAGGCACGGAGCGUCCCUUCGUGUUGACCAGAGCGUUUUUUGCGGGGUCGCAGCGAUACGGCGCGGUGUGGACAGGAGACAACGCAGCGGAGUGGGACCAUCUGCGGAUCUCCAUCCCGAUGUGCCUGAGCCUGGGUCUGGCUGGGAUCUCCUUCACUGGGGCGGACGUGGGUGGUUUCUUCAAGUCCCCCGACGCGUCGCUCCUGGUCCGCUGGUUCCAGACCGGCGCCUACCAGCCUUUCUUCCGCAGCCACGCCCACCUGGACACGCCCCGGCGCGAGCCCUGGCUGUUCGGGGACGAGAACACCCGGCUGAUCCGCGAGGCCGUGCGCCAGAGAUACGCGCUGCUUCCCUUCUGGUAUACCCUGUUCUACCAGGCCUACCGCACCGGGGAGCCCGUCAUGAGACCCCUCUGGGUGGAGUACCCAACGGACGUCUCCACGUUUGCCAUCGAUGACGAGUACAUGCUGGGGGGAGCGUUGCUGGUGCAUCCAGUCACUGAGGAGGGAGCCAGGGGGGUCACAGCCUACCUGCCUGGGAAAGGAGAGGUCUGGUACGAUGUCCACACUUACCAGAAGCACACUGCUCCCCAGAAUCUCUACAUCCCAGUCACCAUGAGCUCAAUCCCUGUGUUCCAGCGUGGCGGCACAAUUAUCCCACGCAAGGAUCGAGUCCGCCGCUCCUCCGAGUGCAUGGCAGGAGACCCCUACACUCUCUACGUGGCUCUGAGCCCGCAGAACGCUGCCAGCGGGGAGCUGUUUGUGGACGACGGACACACGUUCAGCUUCAAGACCAAGAAUCAAUACAUCCACCGCAAGUUCACCUUCGCAAACAACUCCCUGACUUCCAGCAACGCAGACCCCAGGGGUGAGUUCACAAGUGCAGCCUGGAUUGAGCGUGUGGUGAUCAUGGGGGCACAGAGACCCAGCGGCGUGCAGCUCCAGGGACCAGAGGGCAGCCAGACGGAUCUGGAGUUUGAGUUCGACUCGGAGACGUCUGUGUUAACCCUUCGCAAGCCGGCGGUCAGCGUGGGCUCGGACUGGAGCCUGGUCCUGCGGUAAUGAAGCCCCUCCCCUCUCCGCUGUGGCUGGGCGGGGCGCUGACCGAGGGGAGGAGUCUGGGGAGCAACGAGCAGGGAGGAGGAGGAGGAGGAGGAGGAAAGCCUGAGCACAUCCGCUUGAGCGCUGGAACAAAUCAGAACUGAGAGAGAGAAACUAAACUAUGAUAAUAAUAAUAAUAACCAAAAUAAAAACUGGCAAUCCUGAGGCAGGUGCUUUUUAAUAAAUAAAUUUAAAUAAAUGUAUCAUUGAUCUCCGCUUGCAAAAGGGUUAUUAGUUGACACAGUGGUUAGCCAGCAUUAAUCAAGACUCCUGUUGCACAGCAGUGUGAUCCAGUCCUGGUUUCACUGGGAGUUUAAUAAUCAGACACACCUGAGCUUGUUAGCUAGACACACUGGGGACUGAUCAAGCUGGUAGUGGCGACACUGCUGUGCAAUAGGAGUCUUGUUUCCUGACUCCAGCACUGGGCUGUUUUCCGCGGAGGGGAGGGAACAGGAGCUGCAUGAAAAUCGGGAUGAAUAGUUUGUCAGGAUUUGAAUAUGCACUUCCAGCGACCUUUGAGAGGCAGAGAGAACUCUCUCACAGCAGCUUCUCUCUUCACAAUGAUUUCCAGGUGGCUGUGAAAGACAGAUCUCUCGUUUUCUGAAUGUUUUAAAAUAUUCAGAACGGGGCGGGUUGAGUUUCUAUUGCAGUUCUGAUUUGUGUUCCAGAUGGUUUGGGAUUAGAUUUUUUUUUUUAAGUAACAUUUUGUUUAAAAGAUAAAUAAAUAAAUAAUUGGACGAUAAACCCUGUCGAUGCGUUCUACAGUUGUGUGUUUUAAAAAAUGUCAGAUUUCUUUUUUUUUUUUUACAUCAUGGAUAAAAUUAGUCAGUUUACGUUGUUGCAUAUUAAUGACUGUGAAGCCCAAACGGUUUUUGUUUAUUUUUCCAUCCUUCAUGGCGAUUUGAUUGUUUUUUUCUAACUUAGACCAUUUUGUUUGUUUUUUGUCUUGUCCUGUAAUUUUUACCUGUUCGGAGAGGCAUGUUUCUUCUGUUAUUGUACUCUGGACACUAAUUAGAAACCUUUCUCAGCAUCUUCAGUGUAAAUUCAAUGGCAAACGUUUCCACUAGAAGUCUUUCUCAGCGUCUUCAGUGUAAAUUCAAUGGCAAACGUUUCCACUAGAAGUCUUUCUCAGCAUCUUCAGUGUAAAUUCAAUGGCAAACGUUUCCACUAGAAGUCUCUUUCAGCGUCUUCAGUGUAAAUUCAAUGGCAAACGUUUCCACUAGAAGUCUCUCUGUGUCUUCAGUGUAAAUUCAAUGGCAAACGUUUCCACUAGAAGUCUCUCUGUGUCUUCAGUGUAAAUUCAAUGGCAAGCGUUUCCACUAGAAGUCUCUCUCAGCGUCUUCAGUGUAAAUUCAAUGGCAAACGUUUCCACUAGAAGUCUUUCUCAGCAUCAAUAGAUAUCCCAAAAGAAUUAAAUUCAGUGACAAAUGUGUGUUUUUUUUUUAAUACUUCUAAUAGUAAUGUUUGUUUUUGAAUACAUUUUAUAACUUGUAUUUAACGUGCAGCUGAGGGUUGGUAUCUAGCACUUACAAAAUAUGUUUGUUUCCCCUUCAUGUAAUGUACAUUCCAAUGGUUGCUGUAUUGUGGUUUAUGUGAUAGACCUUCACUGCCCCCUUCUGGCCAAAACAGUCACGCACUCUGAGCUAAAAAAAAACAAGUUUUUAGUGUUUGUUCUUAGGGGUGUCGCAUUGCACUAAUGUCACGAUACCUGCCAUGGUUCUGAUGGUCUGUUUGUAUGAUAAUGACUUUGAAACUCAGUGUCCAGAGUACAUGCCCCCUCUUUUGAAAAAAUGUGUGUCCUGAUUUUAUAAUUGCAAUUUAAAAAAAAAAAAAAACUUGGAAAAGUGUACUGGAUUUAAUUUUUUUUUUUUUGGAUCAAUUUAAAGUCAAAUUUUGGGACCUUUUGAUAAAUAAAGCAAGAGACUAUCCAAUAAAAUGAAACUAAUAAAAUAAAAAAUAAAACAUUAA
Molecule: messenger RNA, 5012 nt
Organism: Acipenser ruthenus (sterlet)
Lineage: Eukaryota; Metazoa; Chordata; Actinopteri; Acipenseriformes; Acipenseridae
Product: neutral alpha-glucosidase AB
Exons: 25
Coding region: 93-3005 (970 amino acids)
Biological process (GO): carbohydrate metabolic process; N-glycan processing
Cellular component (GO): glucosidase II complex
Molecular function (GO): glucan 1,3-alpha-glucosidase activity; carbohydrate binding
Source: RefSeq, a predicted model, not a curated record